ACCUGCGACAGAAACAGAGAGGAAAACCAAGAACAGGAUGUCGAAAGCAGAGUCAGAAGUGCUAAAAUCCUUGAUCAAAAUCCUAACAAGCUCAAAAAACCCAGUAGAUUCCUUAACUCCUUACACUCCUCUCCUCACUCCAACCCUUCUGCAAUCCCUCGUUUCCUCUCCUUCUCUUUCCUCCCACCCUUCCACCCUCCUUUCCCUCCACAAACUCUCCCUUUCCCUCUUCCCUUCCCUUUCUUCCUCCCCUUCUUUCCUCCUGUCCCUCCUCCCUCCCCUCAUUUCCCGCUACAAAUUCUCUGAAUGCAAAUCCCUCCUCCUCUCUUUCCUUUCCUCUGACCCCCAAAACACCCUUUUUACCUCCCUCGUUCACCACCCUUCCCUUUCGAAGCCCCUCCUUGAGAUCUCAGUUUCCAGCUAUGUCCAAUCGGGGAAACCCCAUUUGGGUCUUGAGCUCUUUAACCUCAUGAAAAGGCUUAAAAAGAAACCCAAUUUGCUUACUUGCAAUAAUCUCAUCAAUGGGUUGGUGAAGUUCCCAUCUUUGCACUCCAUUCAGUUAGGUAAGCAGGUUUUUCAUGACUCUAUUACGCUUGGUGUUAUCCCCGAAACAAGUACUUUCAAUAUUUUGAUUUUAGGGUGUUGUUUAGAAGGCAAAUUUAAUGAGGCGAUUUCCUUUAUUGAGAAAAUGAAGGAUUUUGGUUGUUUUCCCGAUAAUGUUACUUAUAACACAAUUCUUGCGUAUUUAUGUAAGAAAGGAAUGUUAAAGGAAGCUAGGGAUUUGUUGCAAGAUAUGAAGGAAAAAGGGUUGAUUCCAAAUAGGAAAACGUAUAAUAUACUCGUUUCAGGAUAUUGUAGGAUAGGGUGGUUGAAGGAAGCUAGUAAAAUUAUUGACUUGAUGGUGCAAAAUGAUGUUUUGCCUGAUGUUUGGACGUAUAAUAUGUUGAUUAAUGGGUUGUGUGGUGAAGGGAGGAUCGAGGAGGCAGUUAAGUUGAGGGAUGAGAUGGAGAAUUUGAAGGUGUUGCCAGAUGUUGUUACAUAUAAUACAUUGAUUAAUGGGUAUUUUGAGUGGGGGUGUAGUGAGGAGGGCUUUAGGUUGGUUGAGGAAAUGAGGGAGAAAGGAGUGGAGCCAAUUGCAGUUACUCAUAAUAUUUUGGUUAAAUGGUAUUGCAAAGAAGGGAAGAUGGAUGAAGCUAGUGAAAGAGUUAGGGUGAUGGAAGAAAGUGGGCUUUCACCGGAUAAGGUUACCUACAAUACUUUGAUUAAUGGAUAUUGUAAGGCAGGGAAGUUGGCUGAAGCCUUUAGGAUGAUGGGUGUGAUGUUAAGGAAAGGUUUUAAGAUGGAUACUAUUACACUUAAUACCCUUCUUCAUACUCUAUGUGAGGAGAGAAAGCUUAAGAAAGCAUCUGAGUUGCUAAUAACUGCCAGUAAGAGAGGUUAUUUGAUUGAUGAAGUGAGCUACGGCACUUUGAUAGCAGGAUACUUUAAGGUUGGAAAUGAAGACAAAGCAAUGAAGCUUUGGAAUGAGAUGAAGGAGAAGGAAAUUAUUCCCAGCAUCGUUACCUAUAACACCAUAAUUGGAGGGCUUUGCCAACUGGGCAAAACUGAGCAAGCAAUAGGCAAGUUGAAUGAGUUACUUGAGAGUGGUCUAGUCCCAGCCGAAACUACUUACAACACAAUUAUUCAUGGGUACUUCAAGGAGGGGAAAGUUGAGAAAGCAUUUGAGUUUUACAACAAAAUGGCUAAAAACUCAUUCAAGCCAGAUGUCUUUACCUGUAAUAUUCUGCUUUCUGGUCUUUGCAGGGAGGGUAUGCUUGAAAAAGCCCUUAAGCUCUUUGAUGCUUGGAUUUCAAAAGGGAAAGCAAUUGAUGGAGUUACAUACAACACGAUGAUAUCAAGCCUAUGUAAGGAAGGAAGAUAUGAGGCUGCAUAUCAUCUUGUCUCAGAAAUGAAAGAAAGAAAUCUGGGCCCUGAUAAUUAUACGUAUAAAGCCAUUCUUGAUGCUCUCACCAGUGCAGGCAGAAUGAAGGAACUAGAGGAAGUUAUUUCGAAAAUGGUUGAAGCGGGAAAAGUUCAUGAACAGUCCUUGCAGUCGAAGGAGCAGAAUGUGAAGACCAGUGAGAUUCUUAAGGAAUCUGAUCCAGAUUCCAAUGCUUGCUCGGUACAGAUCAUUGAGCUGUGCAAUCAGGGGAGAUACAAGGAUGCUAUGCGCAUUUUUAGAGUAUCAAAUGAAAAGGGUGUUGCUUUAAAUAAGUCCACCUACAUUGUUUUAAUGGAAGGACUUAUCAAGAGGCGAAAAGGCACAACAAAAUCUGUUCAAUACUAGUAAAUGUUGUGUGAAUUUUUCCUGGCAGUGUUCAACAGGCCAAUGUUAUUGCCUUGUGUUUAAUUUAGACUGAGCUGAUAGGAUCUCAGGUAAAUUGUCUCUUUCUGCACUUGGCUAUGCAGGAAGAUACUUAGAAGAAGUCUGCCUGCAUUGCUGCAACAAAAUGACUUAUCAAUUGGUGAAAAAGCAUAUCUGAAGCUGUCUGGUAGUAGUUAAUAUAUCUUCGACUUUUCCAGUGUUCAACAAACCAGUGUUAUCACCAUGCUUAUGACUUGUAUUCAGCGGAUAGAACCUCAGGGAAAUACAUCUUGUUGAAUUGUUGUAAUAUCGAGGACACUGGGGUUGUAUGGGUGUUGCAACCGGAGAAUAGCUUUUUAUAUUAAGUGAUCCAAUAUGGGUGAAAGAAUUGCUGGAAGCUGGACAAACAUGGUGGCCUCGUCACAUUUAUUGCUUUUCUACUGGAUACGUCAUAUCUUUCAAGGCCUUUGACAUUCAUGAGACCUCGGUCGAUAUAACUAAGAGAUUAUUCCAAAUUAAGGAAUCACAGAAAUUUAUCUUUUGCCCAGUUUUUGACUUUGAAUGGAUAUUUUAAAUUCAUUGAGCUUCUGAAAUAAGUAGCAAAAAGGGGCUUCCACUGUGCACACCUUUCUGACAGAAUGGCAGCUACCAUAAAAAUUCUACAGUAAACAAAUUUCACGCUGAAGGUUUUUUUUUGUUGGCAGUGAAUCAAUGUAGGUAUUUGAUGUUGUUAAUGUGUCACAAACACACAGCGAUUAAGGGAGUUAUGUUAGCAAAAGAAAGGGUUUUGACAGCUGUUCAUAUUGUUUAUAUUGCGAGGUGAGGUCCAAAAUAUGAGAAUUUUCACUGCAAGGAACCAUGAUGCAGAAACUUCUGUUCAAGGAUGGCGCUAGAAUUUCUGGCUCUGGCAUGGGAAUGGUGUGAAGAACAAGAGCCAACUUCUGAAAUCAAAUAAACAGGAGCAUGUCUUUCAAAAUGGGAGAUGUUGUAAGUCAAUGAAUUUGGGAGUUUUUAUAUCUUGAGGAACCUUAAUGUUAACCUUGUACUUUAAAUUCAUACACUAAUCUAAAUUCUUUAACCAUACGUGUAUAAGUCCACUGGUUCAAGCUUCUCUGUAAGCGUGCUUGUCUGAACACAUGUUUUUGUUUGUUUGUUUCUUGAUGAAAGGCCUAUGUUGUUCGUUAACUAACACUAACCCGAGAAUAGCUAUCUUUUGUGGAUGCUAUGCGAAAUUGUAACUGGUUGCAGGCUUUGACCCCUACAGUGAAAUGAUUUGUAAGGUGUAAUGAAGAAUGCUUUUGAGUUCUUUGUGGAAAUGUGUACAUUUUGACUUGAGGCAUUUGCCCUUCAAGAAGUUUGU
Molecule: messenger RNA, 3704 nt
Organism: Theobroma umbraticum
Lineage: Eukaryota; Viridiplantae; Streptophyta; Magnoliopsida; Malvales; Malvaceae
Product: Pentatricopeptide repeat (PPR) superfamily protein
Molecular function (GO): protein binding
Source: RefSeq, a predicted model, not a curated record